Molecule: messenger RNA, 2929 nt
Organism: Parus major (Great Tit)
Lineage: Eukaryota; Metazoa; Chordata; Aves; Passeriformes; Paridae
Gene: MED18
Product: mediator complex subunit 18
Exons: 2
Coding region: 65-691 (208 amino acids)
Biological process (GO): termination of RNA polymerase II transcription; regulation of transcription by RNA polymerase II
Cellular component (GO): mediator complex; core mediator complex
Molecular function (GO): transcription coregulator activity
Source: RefSeq, a predicted model, not a curated record
AGGGGGCGCUGCCGCCGCUUUGCCCGUCGCCGCCGAGGCCGCGGGGCCGGUGCGGGAGCUCACGAUGGAGGCGCCCCCGGUGACCAUGAUGCCCGUCACGGGCGGCACCAUCAACAUGAUGGAGUACCUGCUCCAAGGGAGCGUGCUGGACCAGAGCCUGGAGAGCCUCCUGCACCGCCUGCGCGGGUUGUGCGACAACAUGGAGCCCGAGACCUUUCUGGACCACGAGAUGGUGUUCCUGCUGAAAGGGCAGCAGGCCAGCCCCUUCGUGCUGCGCGCUCGGCGCUCCAUGGACAAGAGCGGGAUGCCGUGGCACCUGCGCUAUCUGGGACAGCCCGAAAUAGGCGACAAGAACCGCCAAGCGCUGGUGCGCAACUGCGUGGACAUCGCCACGUCCGACAACCUGACGGACUUCCUGGUGGAGAUGGGCUUCCGCAUGGACCACGAGUUCGUGGCCAAAGGGCACGUGUUCCGCAAGGGCAUCAUGAAGAUCAUGGUGUACAAGAUCUUCCGCAUACUGAUGCCGGGAAACACGGAGAGCAUUGAGCCGCUCUCCCUCUCCUACUUGGUGGAGCUCAACGUGGUCGCGCCAGGAGGACAGGACAUUGUUUCUGAUGACAUGAGGAACUUUGCUGAGCAGCUGAAGCCUCUAGUACACCUGGAGAAAAUUGACCCCAAAAGACUAAUGUGACAAAAUCUAGGCGAUUAAGGCACUGGUUUUGUGUUUCAGAAAAGGAUGUUUUUCUAAAAAGCUUUUUGUGGGCAAAUCAAAACAGAAGGGAAUAAAGUACUAAAUAUCGGUUUUGUCAGUUGCAAUUAGUAAGUGCGGUUUUCUUUCACUUGCGAAUAUGAACAGAAGUGGACACUUUAAAUUAGCACUGUUCAAAAAAUCAGUAAAUGUUAAUACUGAUAGUUUUUCUUCUCUUGCAAGGGAGAUAGCCUAAAAAGCCUAUUUCCUAACACUUUAAAAAUGUCAGACUUAAUGGAAUUCAUUCCUCUGUGUACCCAGAUCCCACUGCUAUCGUAAGUUUCUUCAGAGCACCAUUUGAGCACCUAGUCAUCCAAAAUUUGUCUUUUCAGUAAUAUAUGAAAUUAAUACCCUUUAAUGCAGGAGGUACUGUCUCACACAGUCAUAAACACAGAAACUGCUCUAUAAAAGAGCAACUAACAGUACACCUCUUCACCAAAGCUUAUGUGACAGGAACAGCUACUUGUUAAGGAAACUGUUUCUUCUGAUGUAACCAAAGUUAGAAGUGAAAGAAAAUCUAGUAAUAUUAACGUUUGCAAGUGGUUUUCAUAUCUUUUAACAUGUUCCAUUAUUUUCAGUGGAAUUAAUUAGGACAGUUUUAGUUAAUUAGAAAGUAAAUUGCAGGGUACUUUUUAUUACUGGACUUUUCACAGCUGACAGCUAUAUUGAAGUGUUAAGUGCUUUUUAUUAAAAAAAUUAUUACAAAAAAAAUUAGCAGCUGCUAUUUGAAUUACUGGUGAUUUUACUUAGCACUUCUCUUGAUAGUAGGAUGGUUAGUUACCCUAGUAUUGCAGUAAUAAUCCAGUGUCAUUUAAAUUAAAUUUGAGAGUUUUCAAUUACAGUUCAGUCAAAAAAAAGAUUGGGAAAGAUAAAGGAGUUCAUUUAAAUUUCUCAGGUUCUUUACAGAGGACAAUUUUAACCACUGCUAAAGUAUACCAGCUUCUGUCAGAGACGCUGCCACCCUUCAGCAGUCCCAAGUGAUUUAUGAAACAACUCAAGGCAGAGGCCAUUCUCAGAAAAACCUUCAAAAUGUUUUAAAUAAACAGCUCCAUGUUCAACUGGUUCAGUGCCAACAUCCCACUGCCACAGGCUCUAGUGUGGGGCGUGGGGAAGCCUCAAGUACUUGAGCACCCUCGGCUGAAGACCACAGUGAGGCAUCACCAGCUCAUUACCUAGACUACAGCUAAUUUCUGGAGGGUACAAACACACCUACAAUUCUGUUCAUACUUGGGCAUGACUCACCCUCACCAAGACAGCACACUAUCCUGGGCCUCCGAGCUGGAAUUCCUUCAUACACAGGGCGUAACUUCCUAAGAGCUGCAUGUGCCAGGCUGCUCCAUGGUUGAGUUGCGGUCCUGCCCCAGGAAAUCGGAAUCCUCUGGGCUGCUGUCAUAUUUUGCCACUCUUAGCACUGGUUAAGAAUCACUUGCUACAGACUUGUACAAUCUGUGGCUUGUCUCUUGGCACACAAAAGUUUAGGAAGUCUUGUGGGUGACAACAGGUCCAACUAUUGAUCAAUCCAAAUUAAUAAAUAACUUUAAAAAUAUUAUUUUUAAGGAGAAUUAGUUUAAACCCUGAAAAGGCAUGUGUGCCAAGAGAAGAGCUUACUGAAUCAAUGGCUACAGCUGGGGACACUUUGAGGUUGCUAAUGCUCAGAGGUGUUCCUUUCUUCAAACAAAAUGUAUUUUUCUCCUCCUAUAAAACUUAGCUUAUUAAUGGUGGAGACUGAAGAUGGUUAGUAUUAGUAAUACACAUCAGUAAAUUGUAUGGCAUAGCCUCAAUUAUCACUUGUCAUCCAGGGUCAAAUUAUAUUGUAGUUACACAAAAAUGCUCAACAUCUCCUUACUGGAAAUCAUGCAAUUUUAAAAUUAUAAGUUAUGGGACCAUGAAUGUGAAAUGUGACUUUUUUUCUUUCUUUUUUUUUUUUUUAAAUUUAGGGGUUUUCUUUAUGCCAGGGAAAAUAGCUGCAUUCUCUAAGGUCAGAGGUUACCUCAGGACUCUCUAUUUUUUGCAAUAUAUUACAAGAGGCCUGACACAGCUGAGCUUAAGUUUUUUUGCUGUUCAAGUAAUGCCUUAUUUUACUUCAAACUGUUCUUCCAGUCCUGUGUACCUGUAAGUACUGAUUGUUAUGUAAAGAAGUAGAAAUCACUGUAUAACAAAUAAAGGUAGAAUUGUGAUUGA